Molecule: messenger RNA, 2251 nt
Organism: Lates calcarifer (barramundi perch)
Lineage: Eukaryota; Metazoa; Chordata; Actinopteri; Centropomidae
Product: galectin-3-binding protein A-like
Cellular component (GO): membrane
Source: RefSeq, a predicted model, not a curated record
GGAAAACAGCUGCAUUGUGCACAGAUUUUUCAAAUUCAUUUCUUCACUGAGAUCUCUUUAAUUGACUGCAUUUUGAGUUCUGUGUACUGCAGUGAAAAUGAAAGAAGAUACUUUAUUAUUUUGCCUCCUUUUGCUGAGUGUCAGCUCAUCUGCUGCUCAAGAGGAAGGUUACGUCAGGCUGGUUGGUGGACAAGAUGCCACUGAGGGCCGUGUGGAGAUCUUUCAUAAUGGUGCUUGGGGAACUGUGUGUGAUGACAGCUGGGACAUUAAUGAUGCCCAAGUGGUGUGUCAACAGCUCCAUUUUCCUGGAGCAAUAGAAGCUCCACCCUCAGCCACAUUUGGCCAAGGGGAAGGAACCAUCUGGAUGGAUGAUGUAGGUUGUGCUGGGACAGAGACAAACCUGCUCCAGUGUCAGUUCCCUGGAUGGGGGGUUAAUAAUUGUGGUCAUAGUGAGGAUGCUAGUGUCCGAUGUGAAAAUGACCCUGAACUCCCCAAAGAUAUCAGCAAUGAGUUUGAUUUGGACCACAACACAAGCCUGUCUCAUCAGCUGGGAGAACUGUUUGACCAGGGACAUGACUGUGAUUUGAACAUUGCAGUGGUGGUGGACAACACCACUAUUGAGACAAUCUGCGCUCACAGGGUCAUCCUUUCUCUGAACUCGAACCUUAAAACUUCUCACACAGACCUCAACAGCCUCAGCAUCAAUGUCACUUCUGACUGCAGUCAAUAUGCCAACACCUUUGUCAGGUAUUUCUACACGAGAAAGAUUAAAAUCACACUGCCCUCCGUCCACUGCAUUCUCAACAUGGCGUUUGACUGGGGUCUGACAGAACUUCAGAAUGAAGCAGAGAAUCUUUUCAGACUGUUCCUCACAGAGGACGACAAUUUCCAACGUCAAAGCUCUUUCUAUGAGUAUGCAGUUCGCACAGGUGAAGAGGCACUGCAGGAAGUCUGUCUUCGCUACUUGGCGUGGAACUCUCAGGCAUUGAUCCGUUCUCCAGCCUGGACUGAUCUUCCAUUUGGUCUGGUCAAAGCUCUUCUGUCUCGCUCAGACCUUGUGGUGCAUAAUGAAACCGUCCUCCUGGAUGGACUGGAGAGAUGGGCAGCAGCCCAAGAAAACACAACUAUCCCUGAGAUCCUCCUGAAGCUCAUCCGUUUCCCAAUGAUACCAGCUGAGAACUUAUACACACUCGACGCCUCACGGUACCAUGCCAGCAAGUUGCAGGGGUUUCAGUUUAACGCUCUGCCCUUCACUACACUGCUCAAUGACCUGACCCAAGCAGCAAACUGUCUACACAUCCAGGAUUUACACCAGCAAACCAUGGAGUUUUACCUUCAGCACUCACAACAUCAGAUAUUACAAGAACUCUGGGCUCUACAUUCUUCGUGGCCAGAGCAUCAAUAGUCUGACAUCUGAUUUCCAAACACCUGCUCACAACAGUGCUUAUUUUGCUCUUCACAACAUGCGCUGGAAAACAAGGGUGUAUAUCAGUGAUCAAGACUGCUCAAAUGAAGGUGUCUCCUGCCCCUCUCUGCCAGCUGUCAGUUUAAAGAUUGAACAAAAGAACAGUGAUUUACCCAGUGAGAUGGAGGGACAUAUUCAUUACAGCAACAGGCUUGUUGUUAUGUGUGAAGGGAGGUAUGUGCUCCAUGUUGGUGAAUUUAAUGGUGUUGAUGGUGAGAAUCUUGUGUUUGUUCCGAACAGUGCAGAACAAGUCUAUCCAUGUCACUCAAACCGGUUCUCCUACCAAGUGGUGGUACGUCCUUUGUACUCAACAAGUUAGCUUUUGUCUUUCUCUGGGAAAGACAAGUUUGAGGAGGAUGAAUAAGAAACAAUAUAUUGUUUAAUAUCCACUUACUUCAAUGAUUAUUGAAAGUGAAGCAGUUACUAUAACAGGACUGUCGUGGGAAGGGAUGUGAAUGUUUCCUGUGUUAGGUUUAAAGUUUUUGAUGGUUUAAGUCUCUGUAAUGCAUGUGCUUUAACAUAAAAAACAGUAUGGGACAAGUCUGUCCAUGCUUAACAAACCCGUUCUACCAACUGCUGGUACAUCAUGAGUACAGCUCAUGUUUGCUCACAUCAGUAAAGAAGAGGGCAGAGAAGGUUAAAGAAGUCAUUGAAUGCAUAUUAACUCCUUGAGACUGUGUAUAUGCUACAUACUGUAAAAGAAAUAUACAUUUAUAUGCAGUAAAUUGUAAAAAUACGAUUUUAUGUGAUAUUUCAUUUUUAAUAAAGCUCAUAAUACCAGAGAGA